GGGUGCUGCCUCGUCGGGGUCAAGAAAUAUUAAGAGAAAGAAUGAAAGCGAAACACAACAUUUUUGCUCACGAGGAGUGUCGUGUCUGCUAUUCUUCAAGAUUUUUUGUUAUGGCUUGAUACUGUAUUUUCUCGGGAGACAAACACCGUGUUGACGCUGUGGUCUGAUCGGAAGACCAUAGCUGCAACGUCAGAUUGGCUACAGUUUACCUUUCUAAUAACCGAGAACCGUGGAUGCUAAUUGUGGUAUUUCUGCAGCUUGGAAUUGGACACAUGAUGUGACGUGGUGGAUUUGGUGACAAGUGGAUUGCAUUUAAUGGCUAGAUAUUAUCUGGCUGUAAUAUCUUCUAUGUGAUAUAUGCAUUGUUCUGCAAAACGAUGAUGUGUGCUGCUGCGGCAGCAGCCGCCGGUGGAGGUAUUCUGCCUUCCUUAUCGCCUUCGAUGGGGCUGGGUGUCAGGGUCAUUUCUGGAGCCGGAGCUGAUCUCUCCACCAUUGGUUCGGGAAUGGGUUCUUGCCCGACACCCGGAGCCCAGUCUGAUUGUCGGACUCGGUACCAGCUUUUACUCUCAGGAAGAGCUCUCGCGGAAAGAUACAGACGGAUUUAUACUACCGCCAUCAGUGAUAAAGAGCAAGGGAUAAAUCAAGGAAGGGGAAAGAAAGCUUUGAGUAAGAAGAAGCUGAAAAGGCGACAGAAAAUCAAGUCAAAAGUCAAAUCAAGAACAAAGGCUGAGAGUCUUGAUGGAGCCCUCUGUAUACCGGACAUUAAGCUGCACAGCAACCCGUCUGCGUUUAAUGUUUACUGCAAUGUGCGGCACUGUGUGCUGGACUGGCAGCAGAGAGAAGCCUCCCUAGCGCUGGCCUCCAGGAGCUCGGUGCAGAGCGGCGACUCAGACAGCGAGGAGGAGGAAGAGUACCGCGAGCCAGCCGUGAAGCUGCCAAAGAUCAUUGGCAUUGGCCUGUGUGGGGUUUUUGAGCUGAUAAAAGAGACUCGGUUCUCUCAUCCCUCACUGUGCCUGCGCAGCCUUCAGGCUUUGUUGGACAUGCUGCAGGGGCAACAACCUGAAGGUUUCCAGACAGAGCCUCCUGAUGUGCUAGAGUCUCUUUUCCAGUUGCUGUUGGAGACCACGGUCCGUAGCACAGGGCCCAAUGACCCAACAGGGCAGGCAAUUACUGCCCUGUCCUGUGCUUGCCUCUUCAGUCUUGUGGUUUCUUGGGGAGACACGGGCAAAAUCCUGCAGGCUGUCUCGGCCAUUCUCACCAAUAAUGGCAGCCAUGCCUGCCAGACAAUACAGGUCCCCACCAUACUAAAUGCACUACAGAGAAGUGUACAGGCUGUCCUGGUGGGAAAAAUUCAGAUCCAGGAUUGGUUUGGAAAUGGCAUCAAACGUGCUGCUCUUAUGAACAAGUGGGUCCUAAAAGAAGUGGCCAUCGAUGAAGAUGAGCGCUGUCUUCUACAGACGGAUGGUUCCUUCCUCUACUUGCUCUGCAAGGACGGACUCUACAAAGUUGGAUCUGGAUAUAGUGGUACUGUCAGGGGCCAUGUCUACAACUCCACGUCUCGUAUCAGGAAUCGAAAGGAGAAAAGGUCAUGGCUGGGCUUUGCUCAGGGGUAUUUAUUGUAUCGGGACACAAGUAACCACAGUAUGUCGGCCAUUAAAAUCAACCCAGAGACUCUGGAGCAUGAGGGGGCGGUUACCAUGCCAGGUCAACAUUCAGAUGGACAGAACAUCAUCUUCACAGAUGGAGAGUACAUAAACCAGAUUGCAGCCUGUAAAGAUGAUGGUUUUGUGGUGCGGAUCUAUACUAUGAGUUCAGACCCGGCCUUGCAGCAGGAACUGCAGCUGAAGCUUGCAAGGAAAUGCCUGCACGCCUGUGGCAUCUCUCUCUUUGACCUCGAGAAGGAUCUACACAUCAUCAGUACAGGCUUUGAUGAAGAAGCUGCGCUGCUUGGGGCAGGCAGGGAGUUUGCUCUGAUGAAAACUGCCUCGGGAAAGAUCUAUUAUACAGGAAAGUACCAGAGCCUGGGUAUAAAGCAGGGUGGUCCAUCAGCAGGAAAAUGGGUGGAAUUACCCAUCACAAAGUCUCCAAAGAUUGUUCAGUUCUCAGUUGGCCAUGAUGGUUCUCAUGCCCUUCUAGUUGCUGAAGAUGGAAGUGUGUUCUUCACAGGCUCUGCAAGCAAAGGAGAGGAUGGGGAGUCCACUAAAAGUCGCAGGCAGCCCAAACCAUAUAAGCCCAAGAAGAUGAUCAAACUAGAGACCAAGACAGCUGUGUACACUGCGUGCAACAAUGGCAGCAGCAGCAUCGUCACAAAGGAUGGGGAGCUCUACAUGUUUGGCAAAGAUGCUAUUUACAGUGACAGCACCUGCCAGGUGACAGACCUCAAAGGUCACUUUGUAACUCAGGUUGCCAUGGGUAAGGCUCACACGUGUGUUCUGACUAAGAACGGUGAAGUGUGGACAUUUGGAGUGAAUAAUAAGGGCCAGUGUGGCAGAGAUACUGGAACCAUGAGCCAGGCAGGGAAAGCGUUUGGUGUCGAAAGCAUGGCUACAGCCAUGGAUGAAGAUUUGGAGGAUGAGCUAGAGGAAAAAGAAGAGAAGAGCAUGAUGUGCCAGCCAGGCAUGCACAAGUGGAAGCUGGACCAGUGUAUGGUUUGCACUGUGUGUGGAGACUGCACUGGCUACGGUGCCAGUUGCGUCAGCAGUGGACGGCCAGACAGAGUACCAGGAGGUAUCUGUGGCUGUGGGUCUGGAGAGUCUGGCUGCUCAGCGUGCGGCUGUUGUAAGGCUUGUGCCAGGGAGCUUGAUGGUCAGGAGGCCAGGCAGAGAGGUAUCUUUGAUGCUGUGAAGGAGAUGAUUCCACUGGAUCUGCUUCUAGCUGUGCCUGUCCCUCCCCCUCCAGGAGUGAACAUCGAGGAGCACAUUCAGAUUCGUCAGGAGGAGAAACGACAGAGGAUUAACCGGCGGCAUAGGUUGGAGGAGGGAAGAGGCCCCCUUGUUUUUCCUGGUCCCAUUUUUAUGAACCAGCGUGAGCAAGCCCUAGCCAGAAUAAGACCCCUUCAGGCACUAAGGCAUAAACGGGACAAGCACAAAGAUGGUAGCAGUGAGCGUGGAGAGAAGGAUGCCAGUAAAAUUACCACAUACCCUCCAGGGGCAGUAAGAUUUGACUGUGAGCUGCGAGCUGUGCAGGUUAGCUGUGGUUUUCACCACUCUGUGGUGCUGGUGGAGAAUGGAGACGUUUAUACAUUUGGGUAUGGCCAACAUGGCCAGCUCGGACAUGGAGAUGUCAACUCCAGGGGUUCCCCAACUCUGGUGCAAGCGCUUCCAGGUCCGAGUGUCCAGGUGACAGCAGGCAGUAACCACACAGUUGUUCUCCUCAUGGAUGGGCAGGUCUUCACGUUUGGCAGUUUCUCGAAAGGGCAGCUGGGCAGACCCAUCCUUGACAUGCCCUACUGGAACGCCAAGCCAUCACCCAUGCCCAAUAUCGGUGCCAAAUAUGGUCGAAAGGCCACCUGGAUUGGUGCCAGUGGAGACCAGACAUUCCUGCGGAUUGACGAGGCUCUUAUUAACUCCCAUGUCCUAGCUACUUCAGAGAUCUUUGCCAGCAGACACAUCAUUGGGCUUGUUCCCUCCUCUGCAUCUGAACCACCUCCAUUUAAAUGCUUGCUCAUCAACAAAAUGGAUGGAAGCUGCAGAACCUUCAAUGACUCUGAGCAGGAGGAUCUGCAGGGAUUUGGUCUUUGUCUGGACCCAGUAUAUGAUGUGAUUUGGAGGUUCCUACCAGCCUCACGAGAGAUGUGGUGCUACAAUGCAGUGAUAGCCGAUGCCAGGAUGCCCUCUGCAACAGAUCUACAUGCCCGCUGUAGCAUCCUCAGUCCAGAGCUUGCAUUGCCCUCAGGAUCCCAUGCAACCACCACUCGCUCUCACGGAGCUCUACACAUCCUUGGUUGCUUGGAUACAUUAGCAGCCAUGCAGGAGCUGAAAAUGGGUGUAGCCAGUGCAGAGGAAGAAACCCAGGCAGUGAUGAAAGUUUACUCCAAAGAGGACUACAGUGUGGUGAACCGCUUUGAGAGUCAUGGCGGUGGUUGGGGUUACUCAGCCCACUCUGUGGAGGCCAUCCGUUUCUGUGCUGACGCAGACAUCCUGUUGGGUGGGCUGGGCUUAUUCGGGGGACGAGGGGAGUACACUGCCAAGAUCAAGCUUUUUGAACUGGGACCUGAUGGAGGCGACCAUGAGACAGAUGGUGAUCUUCUGGCUGAGACCGAUGUUCUGGCUUAUGACUGCGCUGCCAGGGAGAAGUAUGCCAUGAUGUUUGAUGAGCCAGUGCUGCUGCAGCUCGGCUGGUGGUACGUGGCGUGGGCUCGAGUAUCAGGUCCCAGCAGUGACUGCGGUUCACAUGGACAAGCUACCAUCACAACUGAUGAUGGUGUGGUGUUUCAGUUCAAAAGUUCAAAGAAAUCAAACAACGGUACAGAUGUUAAUGCAGGUCAAAUACCUCAGCUACUUUACAGGCUUCCUUCAAAUGAUGGUAAUUCAUCUAAAGGGAAACAACAGACCAGUGAACCAGUCCAUAUUCUUAAACGCUCUUUUGCCCGUACGGUCUCAGUGGAGUGUUUUGAGUCUCUGCUGAGUAUCCUUCAUUGGAGCUGGACCACUUUGGUUUUGGGUGUGGAGGAGCUGCGAGGGCUGAAGGGUUUCCAGUACACAGCCACCUUGCUGGACUUAGAGAGACUGCGCUUUGUUGGGACAUGCUGCCUCCGCCUGCUCAGGGUCUACAUCUGUGAGAUUUUUCCCAUCGCUGCCAGCACCAAAGCUGUGGUGGAGGAGUCGAGCAAGCUGGCAGAGUGUGUGGGAAAGACACGAAGCCUGCUAAAGAAGAUUCUGUCAGAAGGCAUGGACAACUGCCUGACCAAACUGGACAAUGACCCCCAGGGUUACUUGUCUCAGCCUCUUACCCUGCUGGAAGCUGUGCUACAGGAGUGCCACAACACCUUCACCGCCUGCUUUCACUCCUUCUACCCAACUCCAGCUCUACAGUGGGCUUGUUUGUGUGAUCUCCUCAACUGCUUAGACCAGGACAUUGCUGAGGCCAAUUUUCGCACAUCCAGCAGCCGUUUACUGGCAGCUGUAAUGUCAGCCUUGUGUAACACCUCAGUCAAGCUGACAUCCAUCCUGCCCAUUGCAUAUGAUGGAGAAGUGCUGCUACGUUCACUUGUCAAACAAGUCAGUACAGAGAACGACUCUGCUCUUGCUCACCGUUUCCCCUUGCUGGUGGCCCAUAUGGAGAAACUUAGUCAUACGGAAGAGAACCUGAUGGGCAUGACCAGUUUCCGGGAAGUACUAGAGAAGAUGUUGGUAAUUGUGGUGCUGCCGGUGAGAAAGAGUUUAAGGAAGGAGGUGGAGCUGUUCUCUCCUCACUUGGUCUCUAAUACUUGCGGUCUGUUGGCCUCUAUCGUCUCCGAGCUCACUGCCUCUGCCCUGGGCUCUGAGGUUGAUGGGCUGAAUUCGCUCCACUCUGUGAAAGCAUCUCCGAACCGCUUCACCAAAACAAGCCAGGGCCGCAGUUGGAACACAGGCAAUGGUUCCCCGGAUGCCAUCUGUCUGACGGUGGACAAGCCAGGCGUUGUGCUUGUGGGCGUCUGUGUCUAUGGAGGAGGGGGCAUCCAUGAGUAUGAACUAGAGGUGCUCGCUGAUGACGCGCAGACAGAACACCCAGGCGACUCAGCACAUUCUCACAGGUGGACGUCUCUAGAGCUGGUGAAGGGCACCUACAGCACUGAUGAUUCACCUAGUGAUAUUGCUGAGAUUCGCCUGGAUAAGGCUGUGCCACUCAAGGAAGGGGUAAAGUAUGCUGUCCGACUGAGAAACUAUGGCAGCAGGACAGCUAAUGGAGAUGGAGGUAUGACCACCGUGCAGUGCUCUGAUGGUGUGUCCUUCACCUUCAGCACCUGCAGCUUGAGUAGCAAUGGGACCAACCAGACUAGAGGGCAGGUCCCACAGAUUCUCUACUACAGGAGUGAGUAUGAUGGGGAUCUCCAGUCUCAGCUGCUGAGCAAAGCCAACGAGGAGGACAAAAACUGUAGCAGAGCUCUGUCUGUGGUUAGUGCUGUGGUCAGAGCUGCGAAGGACCUCCUUCAUAGGGCGUUUGCAGUUGAUGCGGAUGAUAUUCCAGAGCUGUUAAGUUCUUCUAGUCUGUUCUCUAUGCUCUUGCCCCUUAUUCUGGCAUACAUUGGUCCUGUUGCUGCAUCUGUUCCUAAGGCUGCUGUUGAGGUCUUUGGACUCGUUCAAGAGUUGCUACCUGCUGUCUCUGCCCUCAAUCAAAAAUACGCCCCACCUACCUUCAACCCCAACCAGUCAACAGACAGCACCACUGGCAACCAGCCUGAGCAGGGCCUAUCAGCUUGCACCACCUCAAACCACUACUCUGUGAUCGAGAGCGACCACCCUUACAAACAAGCUGGUGUUACUCAGUACAGGGUAUCAUUCCCAGACUGUGUUCGCUGGACCACCAUUGAAUUUGACCCACAGUGUGGCACUGCACAACCAGAGGAUGUCCUUCGUCUGCUCAUCCCCAGUCGUACGCUCCACCUGUCCAACCUCGGAGGCAAACCGCUGAUCCAUGACACCAUCAACACCUGGACAGAGCUGAAGAAGUUCUGUGGCUCCACGGGCUGGCCGACCACUGUUCUCGUGCUGCCAGGAAAUGAAGUUCUGUUUUCAUUGGAAACCGCCUCAGAUUAUGUGAAAGAUGAGAAAGCUUGCUUCUAUGGCUUUAAGUGUGUGGCUGUGGGAUAUGAAUUCAACCCUGGUUCUGAUGAGGGUAUCAUCCAGUUGGAGAAAGAGUUGGCAUAUCUGGGUAGUGUGUGUGCUGCAGCUCUUAUGAAGAAAGACCUGGCCCUCCCCAUAGGCAAUGAACUGGAGGAAGAUCUUGAGAUUCUUGAGGAAGCCUCCCUUCAGGUGUGUAAAGCCCACUCAGGGAUCCUGGGGAAGGGUCUAGCUUUGUCUCACUCCCCCACAAUCCUGGAGGCCCUGGAGGGGAAUCUGCCCCUGCAUCUCCAAACCAAUGAGCACUCUUUUCUUGAGGACUUUAUCACUUGUGUACAGAACUCAAGUGGAGGACGUCUGGCCAGGUGGCUGCAGCCAGACUCUUACGCAGAUCCUCAGAAGACAUCUUUGAUCCUGAACAAAGAUGAUAUACGCUGUGGGUGGCCAACUACUGUGGUUGUUCAGACUAAAGACCAGUAUGGAGAUGUGGUCCAUGUUCCCAACAUGAAAGUGGAGGUGAAGGCUGUACCCGUUUCCCAGAAGAAGUCUGUGCAACCAGAUAAUGUGAAGAAACUUCAGCGGCUACCUGGAAGCUCCUCCCCUUCUUCUUCUGGCACUGAUCUAACCUUUGGAGGGCUGCCAGUACCUAAGCUGGAGGCCACAUAUGAACCCAUGAUCGUGAAAGAAGCACGCUACAUUGCUAUUACCAUGAUGAAAGCGUAUGAAAACUACUCCUUUGAAGAGCUGCGCUUUGCUUCUCCAACCCCAAAGAGGCCCAGUGAGAAUAUGCUUAUCCGUGCCAACACUGAUGGAACCUACAGUGCCAAUUGGACUCCAGGAGCAGUCGGCCUCUAUACAAUCCACGUCACCAUCGAUGGCAUUGAAAUAGAUGCUGGUUUGGAGGUGGAAGUCAAAGACCCUCCUAAAGGCAUGAUACCACCUGGAACUCAGAUGGUCAAACCAAAGGCUGAACCUCAGCCUAGCAAGGUCCGCAAAUUUGUAUCCAAGGACAGCGCAGGCCUGCGUGUGCGUAGUCACCCCUCCCUGCAGAGUGAACAGAUAGGCAUAGUGCAUGUCAAUGGCACCAUCACUUUCAUUGACGAGAUCCACAAUGAUGAUGGUGUAUGGCUCAGGCUCAAUGAUGAAACAGUAAAGAAGUAUGUUCCCAGCAUGAAUGGUUACACAGAAGCCUGGUGCCUCUCUUUUAAUCAGCACCUGGGCAGGAACCUACUGGUCCCAGCCGACGAGGUCAGGGGCCAGUCGGAGGACAACGCUAAGGAGGUGAGCAGCUGCCCUUCCCACGAGGCGCCCAUUCAGGUGCAGCACAGGGCAGGGCAGGGCGGCGGCCCGGGGCUUUAUAAGGUAGUGAAGACCGGCCCCUCUGGUCACAACAUCAGAAGCUGCCCAAACCUUAGGGGUAUCCCCAUUGGAAUGUUAGUACUUGGCAACAAGGUCAAGGCCAUAGGCGAGGUGGUCAACUCAGAGGGAACCUGGGUACAACUGGAUAAGAACAGUGUGGUGGAGUUCUGUGAAAGUGAUGAAGGAGAGGCAUGGUCAUUGGCCAGAGAUCGUGGUGGAAACCAGUAUCUUCGCCACGAUGACGAACAAACAUUACUUGAGCAUGCGAAUCAGACCCCCCCUCCCAGCCCUUUUUCUGUGCAAGCUUUCAACAGACCCACAACUUCAAAUGGAGCACAGGGCUUUGAUUACGGCAUCUCCAACAACAAAGGUGACCGGUUGAGUGCCAUACUGAAUUCCAUUCAGUCUGGGCCCUUCCUCUCAGCAGUUCCCUCCUCCUCCAUAUUUGAGCAAGCUGCCCAACCUCCCUCCUCCUCCUCCUCCUCCCUUGUCCACAGUCCAUUUGUGUUUGGACAGUCCCCCUCCCAAGUGUCUCAGCCACAGCUUCUGAAUGGUUCAUCACGCAGCCUUGCUUCUCGUGAGCGUGUGCACAAAAGCAGUGUGUCCGUGGCUGGGCAUGGCACUGCUCUCUCAUCUCUCGUUCUAAGGCAAAAGGGUGAACGAGGAAACUUAAUGUCUAGUGCACGGCCCAUGUCUCCAGCCUCCAAACAACGUCAGGAGAAUCGCUCACCGGGGAAGGAGAUCCGGGGUAGCCGCUCAUCAGAGCAGGGUAGGGUCAAGACAAACGAGGGAGGAAUCUCAGCCAGUGAGGGCUUCAUCCUCCGCUCAGACACGGCCAAGCUGAAGUCGGAUUCUCACAGCCGCUCACAUUCACCCAAUCACAACACUCUGCAGGCUCUAAAAGCCGACGGUAGAACCUCAGGAAUGCGGGCAGAGUCCCCAAAUCCUGGAUCUCGCUCCUCCUCUCCCAAGCAAAACGUCUCCUCCUCAGGGAGAUCUAGUCCAUCCAGCACUUGUUCCCAGCACUCCUCUUCAGCUCACCAUGACAAGAACCUACCCCCUAAAGUCAGCCCUUCUUCCAAAGCUAGGCUUGAUCCUCCUAGAGAGAGAUCCAAGUCGGACUCAUACACCCUGGACCCAGACACACUCAGAAAAAAGAAGCUUCCCCUUACAGAGCCACUUAGGGGCAGAUCUACCUCUCCUAAACCUAAAGUAUCUCCUAAAGAUCCAAAUAAAGGAGUGACGAAUAAUGCAGAAAACCGUGUUCCUUCCCCCCAUGUUACCCAAGAGAACCUCCAUAGCGAGGUGGUGGAAGUUUGUACUUCUAGUGCUCUCCUCUCUAAUGAGGAUGUAAAUGAUGAAAACUCGGAGGUUCACAAUUCUGAAGAAGGCUCAUGUAAGGUGCACUUCAGUAUUGGCAAAGCCCCUGUCAAAGAGGAAGUAGAGAGCCGCUCAUCACCCAAAGUCAGCCGCAAAACCUCCAGUCGACACACACGCCCCAAAAAGGACAAAUCUGGGCCUUUAUUUAAAGGUGAGAGUACAUCACGAAUCACAGAGCCUGCCAAACAGGCCAUGUCACCCUCUGUGGCUGAAUGCGCACGUGCAGUCUUUGCUGCAUUUCUGUGGCAUGAGGGAAUUGUCCACGAUGCCAUGGCAUGCUCUUCUUUCCUUAAGUUUAACCCAGACUUGACCAAAGAGCAUGCCCCAAUUCGUAGCUCCCUGGGAGGACAGGGGGCAGAGGAGAAGGAGAGCAAGCUGAAGAACCGCCACUCCUUAGAGAUUUCCUCUGCACUCAAUAUGUUUAACAUCGCUCCACAUGGCCCAGACAUUUCAAAAAUGGGCAGCAUCAACAAAAACAAAGUUUUAUCAAUGCUGAAGGAACCUCCACUCCCGGAGAAGUGUGAGGACGGAAAAGGAGAAUCUGUUUCAUAUGAGAUGACCUCUCAUCCCUCUAUGAGGGCAAAGUCAAUUUUGCCAUUGACAUUACAGCAUUUAGUGGCAUUCUGGGAAGACAUUUCAAUGGCCACUAUUAAGGCAGCAACCCAGAACAUGAUCUUCCCCAGCCCAGGGUCCAGCGCCAUCUUGAAAAAGAAGGAGCAUGAGAAAGACAGCAAAAAGGCAAAGAAGGAGAAGAAGAAAAGGGAGAAGGCAGAGGUGCGCCCAAGAGGGAAUCUGUUUGGGGAGAUGGCUCAGCUCGCCAUGGGUGGACCAGAGAAAGACACCAUCUGUGAGCUGUGCGGGGAAUCUCAUCCUUACCCUGUGACAUACCAUAUGAGGCAGGCUCACCCAGGUUGUGGCCGCUAUGCUGGAGGCCAGGGCUACAACAGUAUCGGCCACUUCUGUGGCGGUUGGGCUGGAAAUUGUGGAGAUGGAGGCAUAGGAGGCAGCACCUGGUACCUGGUGUGCGAUCGUUGUCGGGAGAAAUACCUCAGAGAGAAACAGACUGCAGCCAGGGAAAAGGUUAAGCAGUCAAGAAAGAAACCUCUUCAGGUGAAGACCCCGCGAGCCCUACCCACUAUGGAAGCGCACCAGGUGAUUCGUGCGAACGCGUUGUUUCUGCUGUCCCUCAGCAGUGCAGCAGAACCCAGCAUGCUGUGCCACCACCCUCCCCGGCCUCUUCAUUCCCAGCUGCUUCCCAGCCUAAAGGAGGGCGUGUCUGAAGAACUCCCCAAUAAAAUGGGCUGCCUCUAUCUACAGACAUUAGCAAGGCAACACACUGAAAACUUUGGGGCCUACCAAGAUGACAACCUUUUCCAAGAUGAGAUGAGGUAUUUGCGCUCAACAUCUGUUCCUGCGCCAUACAUUUCUGUCACUCCUGAUGCCUGCCCCAAUGUGUUUGAGGAACCAGAGAGCAACAUGAAAUCAAUGCCCCCCAGUCUUGAGACCAGUCCAAUCACAGACAGUGAUACUGCAAAGCGUACAGUGUUCCAGAGGUCUUACUCAGUUGUGGCAUCUGAGUAUGACAAACAGCACUCACCCUCUCCAGCCCGAGUCAAAGCUGUACCCAGACGUAGGGUUCAUAGCGGUGAUGCAGAAGUGGGCUCUUCCCUGUUGCGUCACCCGUCUCCAGAGCUGUCUCGACUGAUCUCGGCUCAUGGCUCCCUCAGUAAGGGCGAGAGGAACUUCCAAUGGCCUGUCCUGGCUUUUGUUAUCCAGCACCAUGAUCUAGAGGGCUUGGAGGUGGCUAUGAAGCAUGCACUCCGGAAGUCUGCCUGCAGGGUAUUUGCCAUGGAGGCAUUCAACUGGCUGCUGUGCAAUGUAAUCCAGACCACAUCUCUGCAUGACAUUCUUUGGCAUUUCGUAGCAUCUCUCACCCCAUCACCUUGUGAGCCUGAUGAUGAAGAAGAUGAUGAGAACAAGGGGAACAAAGAAAUUGUAGAGCAGGAAAGAGACCUUGGUGUUUGUGAGCACCCUCUAUCAGACAUUGUGAUAGCUGGUGAGGCAGCUCAUCCUCUCCCCCACACCUUCCACCGCCUCCUUCAGACCAUCUCUGAUCUCAUGAUGUCACUUCCCAGUGGCAGCUCGCUACAGCAGAUGGCACUUAGGUGCUGGAGUCUCAAGUUCAAGCAGUCUGACCACCAGUUCCUCCACCAGAGCAACGUUUUCCAUCACAUUAACAACAUCUUGUCCAAGUCAGAUGAUGGAGACAGUGAGGAGAGCUUCAACAUCAGUGUGCAGUCUGGCUACGAAGCAAUGAGCCAGGAUCUCUGCCUGGUAACCUGUUUGAAGGACCUGACCAGUGUAGUAGACAUCAAGACGUCCAGUCGUCCUGCCAUGAUCGGCAGCCUAACAGAUGGCUCCACUGAGACCUUCUGGGAGUCUGGAGAUGAGGACAAGAACAAAACCAAGAGCAUCACCAUUAGCUGUGUGAAAGGCAUAAAUGCUACCAAGGUGUCUGUUCAUGUGGACAACUCCAGAGACAUUGGGAACAAAGUCACAGCAGUGACAUUCCUCUGUGGGAAGGCAAUAGAAGACCUCUGCAGAAUCAAGCAGGUUGACCUCGACUCUCGUCACAUGGGGUGGGUGACAAGUGAGCUUCCUGGAGGAGAUCAUCAUGUGAUCAAAGUAGAACUGAAAGGUCCUGAAAACACCCUGAGGGUGCGUCAGGUGAAGGUUCUCGGUUGGAAAGAGGGUGAGAGCAUCAAGAUACUUGGGCAAAUCUCAGCCAGCAUGGCCCAGCAGAAGAACUGUGAAGCUGAGACUCUUAGAGUUUUCCGCCUCAUUACCUCACAGGUUUUUGGAAAAUUAAUAUGUGGAGAUGCAGAGCCAACUCCAGAGCAGGAGGAGAAAAAUCUGCUUUCAUCACCAGAAGGAGAGGACAAGGUGCCAUCUGAUGCCGAUCUCAAAGAACACAUGGUGGGAAUCAUUUUCAGCAGAAGCAAGCUCACCAACCUGCAGAAACAGGUGUGUACACAUAUAGUCCAAGCCAUUCGUAUGGAGGCCACGCGGGUGAGAGAGGAAUGGGAACACGCCAUCUCCAGCAAGGAGAAUGCCAACUCUCAGCCCAGUGAUGACGAUGCUUCCUCAGAUGCCUACUGCUUUGAGCUGCUCUCCAUGGUCCUGGCUUUGAGUGGCUCCAAUGUUGGCCGCCAGUACUUAGCUCAGCAGCUCACACUCAUGCAAGACUUGUUUUCUCUGCUGCAUACUGCUUCCCCGAGAGUACAGAGACAGGUAACAUCACUACUUCGACGUGUGCUACCAGAGGUGACGCCUGUGCGUCUUGCCAGCAUCAUUGGAGUGAAGGCGCUGCCACCAGCAGACAUCAGUGACAUCAUUCACUCCACAGAGAAGGGUGACUGGAAUAAACUGGGCAUCCUUGAUAUGUUUCUGGGCUGCAUCGCAAAAGCCCUCACAGUGCAGCUGAAAGCCAAAGGCACUACUAUCUCUGGCACAGCUGGCAUGGCUGCAGGGAAAGGCGUCACAACUGUCACACUGCCCAUGAUCUUUAACUCCAGCUACAUUCGCAGAGGCGAGAGCCACUGGUGGAUGAAAGGCUCCACACCUCCACAGAUUGCAGAAAUUAUCAUAAAGCUGGUUAAAGACAUGGCAGCUGGUCAUCUUUCAGAUGCCUGGUCCAGAGUCACCAAAAAUGCAAUAGCUGAGACCAUCAUAGCCCUCACUAAAAUGGAGGAAGAGCAUCGAUCUCCUGUGCGCUGUAUUGCAACAACAAGGCUGUGGCUGGCCUUGGCAUCACUGUGUGUGCUGGACCAGGAUCAUGUGGACAGACUGUCCUCUGGUCGCUGGAUGGGCAAAGAUGGACAGCAGAAGCAGAUGCCUAUGUGUGACAAUCAUGACGAUGGUGAGACAGCAGCCAUCAUCCUCUGCAACAUGUGUGGCAACCUUUGCACCGACUGUGAUCGCUUCCUCCAUCUGCACCGACGCACACGAUCUCACCAGAGACAGGUGUUUAAGGAGGAAGAGGAGGCUAUAAAGGUGGAUCUCCAUGAAGGUUGCGGGAGGACAAAGCUCUUCUGGCUCAUGGCGUUGGCCGACUCAAAGACAAUGAAGGCCAUGGUGGAGUUCAGGGAGCACACGGGUAAACCAGCAUCCAGCAGCUCAGACGCCUGCAGGUUCUGUGGUACAAGAAAUGGGACGGAGCUGUCUGCAGUGGGAAGCGUCUGCUCAGACCCAGACUGUCAGGAAUAUGCUAAGCUGGCAUGCAGUAAGACCCAUCCCUGUGGACACCCUUGUGGAGGAGUCAAGAAUGAGGAGAGCUGCCUGCCAUGUCUGCACGGCUGCGAUAAGAACACUGGCUGUCUGAAACAAGAUGCAGAUGAUAUGUGUAUGAUCUGUUUCACAGAAGCUCUCUCUGCUGCUCCUGCUGUACAGCUGGACUGCACUCAUGUGUUUCACCUUCAGUGCACUCGUCGUGUUCUUGAAAACCGCUGGCUCGGGCCCCGAAUCACCUUUGGGUUUAUGUUGUGUCCUAUUUGCAAGAACAAGAUCAAUCAUUCUGUGAUCAAAGACCUGCUUGACCCUAUUAAGGAACUUUAUGAGGAUGUGAGGAGAAAGGCUCUGAUGAGGCUGGAGUAUGAGGGUCUGCACAAGAGCGAGGCGAUAACAACACCAGGAGCACGCUUCCACAAUGACCCUGCAGGCUUUGCCAUGAAUAGAUAUGCAUACUAUGUCUGCUACAAGUGCAAGAAGGCAUAUUUUGGAGGAGAGGCUCGCUGUGAUGCAGAAGCAGGACAGGGUGAUGACUAUGACCCUAGUGAACUGAUUUGUGGAGCAUGCUCAGAUGUCUCUAGGGCGCAGAUGUGCUCCAAGCAUGGCACAGAUUUCCUUGAGUAUAAAUGCCGGUACUGCUGCUCUGUGGCUGUUUUCUUCUGCUUUGGCACUACACACUUCUGUAAUGCCUGUCACGAUGACUUCCAGAGAAUGACCAGUGUCCCCAAAGAAGAACUGCCCCACUGUCCUGCAGGACCGAAAGGCAAGCAGCUGGAAGGCACUGAAUGUCCUUUGCAUGUGGUCCACCCACCAACUGGAGAAGAGUUCGCCCUGGGUUGUGGGGUGUGCAGGAAUGCCCACACCUUCUAAUCGGCAAGAGACUUUUUACUGAAAACCAGAUGGUCUACUGUGAUUUCUGGCGGCUGAUGCUGCUGCUGAAGCUCAGCGGAGAAACUUGACUCUUGCACUGUCAAGUCUCCAGGGGGCCGGACCAAGUUUCUGCUCUAUGUCAAGAGUCCUCAGGUCUGCUCCUUUACCCCAACAUCAGUAUCCAGGCUCUGCCAUGAAAAUCAGCCCUAGCUCCUUUGGAUUCAGAGUAAUCUGAAUGGAGAGAAAAAAAAAGAGAACAAUUUAAAAAGUAAAAGAAGAAAAAAAAGAACAUAACUUGUGAUGUGUUUGCAUGCGGCCGUAGUAUUCCCUCGGCUUCUAUAGACGUUGCACACUUCCCAAUCACAGAAGCGUUACAAUACAAGAUUAAACAAUGAAUAUCAAAUAAAUUUGCUUAAAGGCAAAUGUGGAUGAAAGUGGGUUUAAAAAGAAAAAAAAAAGAAAAAAGAGGAAUGGACUUAUUUCCAGUUUCCUAACGGAAUCUAAAAUGUUGUAUGUAAACUUUCUUUUUUCGUAAUCUUGUACAGUAUUCUCCACUGUCAAGUGCAUCAUGGGUUGACGGACAAAAAAAGAAAAAAAAGAUGUUGAAUAAGACUGUUAAGAAUAUCUGGGAGGAAAUAGUUUAUGAUUUAUCUAAUCUUGUAUAUAAUGAUAUUAUUCAAAAUAGCUGUAUUCCGAAAAUUGCUCUCUUUACUUCAGUUUUGUUUGAUAUUCUGGGUUAUGUUUUGAGCCAGAACUUUUAAUGAAGUGCAAUACUGGGUGUGCCUCCUAUUUUGCAGUUGUUUAACCUAUGGAAUGUAUGUCAAAUAAAGCCACUGUACAUUUUUAUACAGUAGACAGUCCUGAUUUACCCCCCUCAAGUGUUAGUUUUCAUCUGUUGUCUGGAAAUUAGGAGGAUCCUUACAUCUGCAGUGAAUGAUGGUGGAUAUAAAUCCUGUUUGUAGCUCUGAUUAAUAAAUGAAACACCAAAAUCCUACAGAAUACAAAAAUGAAAAACAAACAAAAAAAAGAGAGUUAAUACACCUGAAUGAUUUGAGGGGCCAGUCUUCACGCCAAAUAAAAUUGUGCACCUGUUAUGCUUUUUCCUAGUGGGAGGCAGGGAGCUCGGGGGAGAAAGGAACAGUGAUGGGGUUGGGGGAAAACAGCUGCUGUUAAAUAAAAAGCUUAAUACUUGUGAAUUUGCUCUGUAAUAUCUGUGGUGGAUGGAGUUGAAUGGUAAUAAACCAGAUUCUCUGUUUCACAAAGUA
Messenger RNA from Melanotaenia boesemani (Boeseman's rainbowfish), 15922 nucleotides. RefSeq names its product MYC binding protein 2 (gene mycbp2). NCBI's taxonomy places the organism in Eukaryota, Metazoa, Chordata, Actinopteri, Atheriniformes, Melanotaeniidae. Gene Ontology annotation, cellular component: nucleus. The coding region runs from base 378 to 14657 and encodes 4759 amino acids. The record is from RefSeq and is a predicted model, not a curated record. The transcript has 84 exons.